GCGUUUCGGCGGGGCCGUUGGGCGCAGAGGGGCCGCCCCCCGGCGCGGUGCGGCUCAGCACGGGUCGGCAUGGGUCGGGGGCUGCCGGCCCUGGCCCUGGCCGGGCUGCUGGCGCUGGCGAGGGCGCCGUCGGGGCGGGCGGCGGCGUGCGAGCCGGUGCGCAUCCCGCUGUGCGAGCCGCUGCCCUGGAACGCCACCCGGAUGCCGAACCACCUGCACCACAGCACGCAGGCCAACGCCGUGCUGGCCAUGGAGCAGUUCGAGGGGCUGCUGGGCACCAACUGCAGCCCCGACCUGCUCUUCUUCCUGUGCGCCAUGUACGCGCCCAUCUGCACGCCCGACUUCCAGCCCGAGCCCAUCAAGCCGUGCCGCGCCGUGUGCGAGCGCGCCCGCGCCGGCUGCGAGCCCGUCCUGCGCCGCUACCGCCACGCCUGGCCCCGCAGCCUCGCCUGCCACGGGCUGCCCAGCUACGACCGCGGCGUCUGCAUCGCCCCCGAGGCCAUCGUCACCGAGCGCGGCGAUUUCCCUAUGGAUUCCAGCAACGGCAACUGUCGAGGUGCUGGCAUCGAGCGCUGCAAAUGCAAGCCCAUAAAAGCUACCCAGAAGACCUAUCUACGCAACAAUUACAACUACGUCAUUCGGGCUAAAGUGAAGGAGGUGAAGACUAAAUGUCAUGAUGUCACUGCGGUGGUGGAAGUAAAGGAAGUCCUAAAAUCUUCACUGGUGAACAUCCCAAAAGACACUGUAAACCUUCACACGAACUCUGGCUGCCUGUGCCCACCACUCAGCGCCAAUGAGGAGUACAUCAUCAUGGGCUAUGAAGACGAGGAGCGCUCCAGGUUACUCUUGGUGGAAGGAUCCAUAGCGGAGAAAUGGAAGGAUCGACUCGGUAAAAAAGUAAAGCGUUGGGAUCAGAAGCUCCACCACCUUGGGAAGGCAAUGGGAGAGCCCGGACACGGCGAGGCGGCUCCGAAGCCAGGCAAAGCCAGCGGUGCCCGGCAAGUGCACAGUUAGAUGUGGGCUGCCGUGCGUUGCCGCGCAGUGGACUAGCUACCGAGACUUCAUUGUUGAAGCAGCAACGGAGAAAUUGCACUAUUGCACGUUAUAUUCUAUUGUUUACUACAAAAUAAUGUUUUAGCUUAUAUUAGUUUUUUAUUCUCCCUCUUGUUUUCUGCCUUAUUUUUUUUUGGAUGUGUGCAAGCUCUGGAAAUAUAUGUAUUUUUUUCUGUUACUAAGAACUGUAGAAAACUGCCUUUAUGAAAUGGGGGAAGAGAAGGAUGUGCUGAAUUGACCAUUUGACCUCCUGAGUCUUCGUAGGGAGCAAAUUCUGAUGCAGGCAGAAAGGGGAUAUGGCAAAGACCAUCGCUUAGAGUCGUGGCUCACACAGCUUCCCCCAGUCACUCUGUCGUAGUCGCUGUUUGCCGGAACUCAUUGUGUUGGGGAGAGGUUGUUUAUCUGUUUUUAAAGGUUUAAAUUUUUAUUCUGAGAUAUAAUGCUGAAAUAUAUAAAGAAAUGAUGUUGAGAACUGUUUUAAUCAGUACACCUUUGUUUUCUUACUCCUAAAUAAACCACUUGUGUAAGCCAAAGUCUAACUUAAAAUAUGUCCUGUGACCAACACGGUGGGCUUGUGCACAGGGGACCAGGGUUUCCACUGCUCUGGACCGUGCAGGAAAGGUUGGAUGGCUCUGUCACUGCAAGACGUAAUUGAUAAUAUCCUUAUUCUCUUAUAACGGCAGUUUUCCCCCCUUUUCUUCCCUUUCUCUGCUGAGUUGUAGGAAUAGACUGAACUUACCAGGCCUGCUUCUCAGUACAGGUCUGCACUUUAUCCUUUUGGGUUUGUGGUGUUAUUCUUAAAUCCGUGCCUACAUAAACAAGCCUUCAAUGCUCACUAAAGUAUGUCCAAUAAAAGAAUUGUAGAUGUCAACACAGACCUUAUCUGACUUUUGAACCAACAUCUUAUUUUUAUAUUACCGUUCAAAAUAUAAAAAGGAAAAAAAACCA
Molecule: messenger RNA, 2001 nt
Organism: Cuculus canorus (common cuckoo)
Lineage: Eukaryota; Metazoa; Chordata; Aves; Cuculiformes; Cuculidae
Gene: FRZB
Product: frizzled related protein
Exons: 6
Coding region: 70-1014 (314 amino acids)
Biological process (GO): canonical Wnt signaling pathway; non-canonical Wnt signaling pathway
Cellular component (GO): cytoplasm
Molecular function (GO): Wnt-protein binding
Source: RefSeq, a predicted model, not a curated record